GUCUGACUUGCGCCUGCCCAGUCCGUGUCUCCGCUUUCUCCUUCACAGUGCCCCGUUGCACCGAGCUCUGCGCACUUUGACCGUAAACAAAAGAGACAUGGCUGAGAAAGACGUGGGGAGUGCGGUGCAGCAGGACAAGACAGGAAAAGGCGAACAGGCAGUGAACAAAGGCGACUGUGUGAAAUGUCACCACCACGCACCCAAAGGGCUUGGCACAAUGGCUGUCCCUCCUGCAUACGCUGACUUGGGGAAAUCUGCCAAAGACAUCUUCAACAAGGGCUACGGGUAUGGAGUUCUGAAGCUGGAUGUCAAGACCAAGUCCCAGAGUGGUGUUAUGGAGUUCGCCACCUCCGGUUCCAACAACACAGACACGGGGAAGUCGGGCGGUCACCUGGAGACCAAGUAUAAGAUCAAGGAGCUGGGCCUCAGCUUCAACCAGAAAUGGAACACAGACAACACUCUGACCACAGAAAUCACCAUGGAGGACCAGCUGGCUCAGGGCUUGAAGCUCGCUCUGGACACAUCAUUUGUGCCAAACACUGGCAAGAAGAGCGCCAAACUGAAGACUGGCUACAAGCGUGAAUAUGUCAAUGUGGGCUGUGACCUGGACUUCGACAUGGCCGGUCCCACCGUGCACGCAGCUGCCGUGCUGGGCUACGAGGGCUGGCUCGCUGGCUACCAGUUGGCCUUUGACACUGCCAAAUCUAAACUGACUCAGAACAACUUUGCCCUUGGAUACAAGGCUGGCGACUUUCAGCUUCAUACUAACGUCAAUGAUGGCACAGAGUUUGGUGGCUCCAUUCACCAAAAGGUGAACAGCAACUUGGAGUCAGCGGUGCACCUGGCCUGGACAGCGGGCAGCAACAACACACGCUUUGGGAUUGGGGCCAAAUACCAACUGGAGAAGGACGCCACCCUAUCUGCCAAAGUUAACAACGCCUGUCUUGUCGGAGUUGGAUACACACAAACCCUCAGGCCAGGAGUGAAGCUCACCCUCUCCGCUCUGAUCGACGGAAAGAACGUGAACGGCGGUGGACACAAAGUGGGCAUGGGUUUCGAGCUGGAGGCCUAAAUAUUCAUGAGGAGGACGGGCAAGCAGAGAGAGAGAAAGAGAGAGGAGGCAACACAGGAGAAGACUAAAGAGUCCAAAUGUGACAACACCACAAUGUUGCUCUCAGUGACACACACACACACACACACACACACACACUCACAAACACACACUGCAGAGUCCUACACACAUGCGUACAUGAAUACACACAUUCUUUGGCCUUAACCCUGACACCCCAAGCAACCUCCAAGAACUCCAGUACUGUAAUUUUUAAAGAAAUCAAGCAUCAUUUUUUUUUUUUUUAAAUGUUGCAUCAAUUACAGGUCCCACAACCAACUCUUGAGCACAUAUUAUAUAUUUCAUGAAAAACAACCAUUCACUAAAACAAUGUCCCACUUGUGACAUGAAGCACCGUCUCAUUUUGGCUGUGUGGUCAGGUGAUUUUUUUGGUUCAGCUAUAUUCCGGGUUUUAAAGAUAAACAAGAUAAUUAGAGGAUGCUUGUUUUGGUAUUUUGUGGUUUUGUUGCAUGAUGUUGAGGCUUAGUGAGAGGUGUUUGACUUCAUUGUCACACUGGCAAGUCAAGUGACUUGCAGGAAACACACAGAGUGGAUGGUCGUUCUCAGACUGCGUGGCCUAACUUUGAUUUCACCAUUAGACCUCAGUAACACAGUUAUACACUAUGAAACCUUCUGUUGCCGAAAUAUCAAUUUUUCAGCUCCUCUUUGGUAAAAAGGUCCCUGAGCCUCUUUGUCUUGUCUCGUUCUGUGUCCUGUACCUUUUAAUCCUUUACCACUACAUUUCACUUUAUCUGUGCUGUGCUUUUCAUAGGAAAGUUUAUCAACAGUUAGGACCUCAAUCGAAUUUUAUUGAAUUGACGGAAUAAAGAAUGUAAAACUUAA
Molecule: messenger RNA, 1951 nt
Organism: Scophthalmus maximus (turbot)
Lineage: Eukaryota; Metazoa; Chordata; Actinopteri; Pleuronectiformes; Scophthalmidae
Gene: vdac3
Product: voltage-dependent anion channel 3
Exons: 11
Coding region: 98-1072 (324 amino acids)
Biological process (GO): monoatomic anion transmembrane transport
Cellular component (GO): mitochondrial outer membrane
Molecular function (GO): electron transfer activity; voltage-gated monoatomic anion channel activity; heme binding
Source: RefSeq, a predicted model, not a curated record